Olea europaea var. sylvestris is the source of this 2565-nucleotide messenger RNA. Its product is annotated as metal-nicotianamine transporter YSL3-like. Gene Ontology annotation, cellular component: plasma membrane. The record is from RefSeq and is a predicted model, not a curated record. The coding region runs from base 433 to 2439 and encodes 668 amino acids. The transcript has 8 exons. Gene Ontology annotation, biological process: seed development; response to iron ion. Gene Ontology annotation, molecular function: oligopeptide transmembrane transporter activity; iron-nicotianamine transmembrane transporter activity. NCBI's taxonomy places the organism in Eukaryota, Viridiplantae, Streptophyta, Magnoliopsida, Lamiales, Oleaceae.
UCACCGGGCGAGAUACUAUUUUGCUCUUAAUUUCGGGACAUACUUCAAUUUUUUUGAUAACUUUAUAGCUAUUGGAUCAAAUAUUCUAGUUCGUCAACAUUGAGGUCCGAUUGAGAAUCCGACAACAAAAUGAGCUCUAUCAAUUGACCGUCGCUGGAAAACUCUCAGAUUUCAGUGCACCAUGUUCACGCUACACUCCACAAAGUGAAAACCCUGUUUAGGGUAUGUUCUCAUAAAUAUCUAUAUGUAUAGAGAUAGAGAGAGAGUCAACGAGAAGCAAGUCAAAGCAAAGCUUUUCUUGCGUACCCUUUAUUCUAAGAUCACAAAAGGUCAAAUUGAUUUUUCGAAUACAAUUACGAAGCAGUUCAUGGAAUAGUCCUUUCAAUCUUGAAAGUUAUCAUCUUGAUAAGGUAAUCGAUUGAGUUCUUGUAAAUGGGAAACUGUGGCAGGGAAGAAAUGGUGGAAAUUGAGAGGGAGGAUUUGGAGGAACCGAAAGAUCAGCCCGAGGAUUCUAAGAGAAUUCCUCCGUGGACAAAACAGAUAACAAUAAGAGGGAUUGUAGCAAGUUUACUUAUUGGUAUCAUUUAUAGUGCCAUAGUAAUGAAGCUCAGUCUUACAACGGGGCUCGUCCCAAACCUGAAUGUCUCGGCUGCUCUUCUUGCCUUUGUGUUUAUUCGAACAUGGACGAACCUGCUGCAAAAGGCGAAUCUUGUAACAACCCCAUUCACUAGACAAGAGAAUACAAUUAUUCAGACUUGUGCUGUUGCAUGUUAUAGCAUUGCAGUGGGAGGUGGCUUCGGGUCUUAUCUUUUGGGAUUGAACAAGAAAACAUAUGAACAGGCAGGACUUGAUACAGAGGGAAACUCCCCUGGGAGUUACAAAGAACCUGGCCUCGAUUGGAUGAUUGGUUUUCUUUUUGUUGUUAGCUUUAUAGGGCUGUUGGCUUUGGUUCCUCUCAGAAAGAUCAUGAUUAUAGAUUACAGAUUACCUUAUCCAAGUGGAACUGCCACUGCUGUUCUCAUCAAUGGAUUCCACGCCCUUAAAGGAGACCAAAUGGCCAAGAUGCAAGUUCACGGGUUUAUGAAAUUUUUCUCAAUUAGUUUCCUGUGGAGUUUCUUUCAAUGGUUCUAUUCUGGUGGAGGACAAUGUGGAUUCAACAGCUUCCCCGCCUUUGGAUUGAAAGCUUGGAACCAAUCAUUUUACUUUGAUUUCAGCAUGACUUAUAUCGGAGCCGGAAUGAUUUGCUCCCAUCUUGUGAAUUUAUCUUUGCUUCUUGGGGCCAUGCUCUCGUACGGGGUUAUGUGGCCAAUAAUAAGCGAACUUAAGGGAGUUUGGUUUCCUGAAACUAUACCAGAAAGCAGUAUGAAGAGUCUAAAUGGUUACAAGGUUUUCACUUCUAUCGCUCUAAUCCUUGGUGAUGGUCUCUACAAUUUCCUCAAGACAAUGUUUUCUACCAUUAGAAGCAUGUAUACUGCAUUCAACAAAAGGAAUCUUAAAGCAGAUAACAAGAAUCAACAACCCAAUGAUCUCCAAAGAAAUAAAUUGUUCAUAAGAGAGAGCAUUCCAUUGUGGGUAGCAUGUAUUGGAUACAUGUUAUUCUCCGUUAUUUCCAUCUUCAUAAUUCCAAUUAUGUUUCCUCAGCUGAAGUGGCAUUAUGUUUUGGCUGCUCAUGUUCUGGCACCAUCCCUGAGUUUUUGUAAUGCUUACAGUGCUGGCCUCACCGACAUGAACAUGGCAUAUAACUAUGGGAAAGUGGCUCUCUUUGUGCUUGCUGCUUUGGUCGUAAAAGAAAAUGGUGUAGUUGCAGGACUCAUUGGAUGUGGUCUGAUAAAAUCCAUUGUUUCCAUAUCGUCUGAUUUGAUGCAUGAUUUCAAGACUGGCUAUCUUACGCUCACUUCACCUCGAUCAAUGGUUCUUAGCCAAGGGAUUGGGACUGCCAUUGGCUGCAUUGUUGCUCCUCUCACGUUCGUCCUGUUUUACAGGGCUUUUGACGUGGGGAACCCAGAUGGAGAGUACAAAGCUCCUUACGCUCUCAUAUACAGAAACAUGGCAAUUCUCGGGGAGGAAGGCUUCUCCGCUCUGCCUCAGCAUUGCUUGCAGCUAUGCUAUGGGUUUUUCACAUUCGCCAUAUUGGCUAAUUUGUUGAGAGACUUGGCGCCGGAGAAGGUUGGAAAAUGGGUUCCUCUCCCGAUGGCUAUGGCCGUGCCUUUUCUAGUUGGAGCUAACUUUGCAAUUGAUAUGUGUGUUGGCAGCUUGAUUGUCUACAUUUGGCACAAGGUAAACAACACGAAGGCUAGUUUGAUGAUUCCAGCGGUUGCAUCUGGUUUGAUUUGUGGAGACGGAUUGUGGAUUCUUCCUUCGUCUAUUCUUGCUUUAGCCAAGAUUAAUCCUCCCAUCUGCAUGAGUUUUUUGCCUACCUUCAACUUCCUAAGAACUUGAAGGCACUUGAUGGAUUUGUUCAGUACCAUGAAUUGUAUGUUAAUUUAUCAUAUUCUGAAGAUGAAUUAUUUAAUAAUUGAUUUGAUCAUAUUAUGAAUGAAAAAAGUUAAAAUCUGGUUUAUUCAA